GUGACUCACAAAGAAGGUCAUUGAUAAACUUCAUGGUCAUUUCUAAUGGUAAGUCAAUGUUUCUAAAAUCGGUCAAUUGCUCAGGUGAGAUUAAGGAUAAGUACUUCAUUGCAAAUUUGAUGAAGGAAGUGAUUAAUGAAGUCGGUCAUGAGAAUGUUGUUCAAGUGAUAACUGAUAAUGCUCCCAAUUGCAAAGGGCUAGGACAACUUAUUGAAGCACAAUUUCCGACGAUUAUAUGGACAUCAUGCGUGGUUCAUACUCUAAAUCUUGCCUUGAAAAACAUUUGUGCUUCCAAGAAUGUUGAAAAUAAUCAAAUUGUUUAUGGAGAGUGCAGCUGGAUUUUUGAUAUUGUUGGGGACGUCGUGGUAGUGAAAUUUUUUAUAAUGAACCAUUCCAUGAGACUUGCCAUGUUUAAUGAAUUUGUGCCUCUUAAAUUACUUUCAAUAGCUGAAACUUGUUUUCCAUCGGUUAUUAUUAUGCUCAAAAGGUUUAAGCUUAUUAAAGACGGCUUACAAGCUAUGGUUAUCAAUGAUAAAUGGGAAAGUUACAGAGAAGAUGAUGUGGUCAAGGCAAGACAUGUAAAGGAGUUGGUGCUCGAUGGCAUUUGGUGGGACAAAAUUAGUUAUAUUUUGUCAUUCACUUCACCCAUAUAUGACAUGCUAAGAGAUUGUGAUACAGAUACACCUUGUUUACAUUUGGUGUAUGACAUGUGGGAUACAAUGAUUGAAAAGGUGAAGAUGUCCAUAUAUAAACACGAAGGGUUGCGACCAACUGAAUUCUCUUCUUUCUAUGACGUGGUGUAUAACAUUCUCAUUGAUCGUUGGAACAAGAAUAGUACUCCACUUCACUGUUUAGCACAUUCUUUGAAGCCAAGUGAAGAAUGGCUUACAGAAGAUCCUAAUCGAGUUGCUCCACAUCAAGAUGUCGAACUAACUAGAGAGAGAAUGAAGUGUAUGAAGAGGUAUUUUAGUAGCUCGGAGGAUCGUGCAAAAGUGAAUGUAGAAUUUGCUCAAUUUUCUACAAAAACAGGAGAUUUUGAUGAUUAUGAUUCCAUAUGCGAGAGAUACACAAUAGAUUCUAUAAGUUGGUGGGCAACUCAUGGGACUUAUGCACCAAUGCUUCAGAAGAUUGCCUUCAAAGUUUUAGGACAACCAUCAUCCUCUUCAUGUUGUGAAAGAAAUUGGAGCACAUAUUCUUUUAUUAACUCCAUCAAGAGGAACAAAAUGACGCCUCAACGUGCAGAGGAUUUGGUAUUUAUCCACAGCAACCUUCGUCUUUUGUCUAGAAAAACUCCAGAAUAUUCAAAAGGAAAAACCAAGGCAUGGGAUAUUGCGGGGAUGCUUUUGAUUCACUUGAAAAUGUAGGCAUGCUUGAAGUAGCUAAUUUAUCUUUGAUGUUCCAGAGUUGGAGGCUGAAAUUACUAAAGAGGAUGGUGUUGAUAAGGAUGAAGAUGUUAUUGAGAUUUGAAAGGAUAGUUUUUUAUUAGUCUUUAAUAUUUUAUUCUUUUGUAUGGAUAAUCACUUUCCAUGUUGAAUAUACCUAAUUUUUUUUGUACUAUUACAACCUACGAUGGUUAAAUGUUAAUUUGACCUUUUAUGUUUUGUUAACAUUUAGUAUUUUUUUUUUUUUUUGUUGAGGAAAUGAAAAACGUUUAGUAUUUUGUAUCAAAUUUAUAUAUUAUACAAAAAAAAUACUUUAAAAAAAUAACGUAUCCCCAACGUGUCUGUGUCCUAUUACUUUAGAAAUUGGCGUAUUGCUGUGUCCUAUCGUAUUCGUGUCCCGUGUCCGUGUUCGUGUUCGUGCUUCUUAGACGAGAACGUUACACUACAUCAUAAAGAGAGGACCAAUCACUUGGUUGCAAUCCCUUGUGUUUGUAUAUUAUUAUCAGAUCUUUUUAAUCAUUUUAAAUGUAGACAAGUAUUCCAAACUCUAUUCAUGCCGUAGAUAGGUGAGGUGAAGGAAAUAAUACAUUCUAUUUUAUCCCCCAUAAAUCAUCAAGCACCAGCUACUUUAUAUGCCUUGUACUUGCCACGUCACUUCUCUAUAAUUUGCCCAUUUAUCACUUACGACCACACCUUGCAAACCAUCUAUGAUUAGUUGAAACCUCUUAAGCAUGAUGAUAACGAAUGCAAAAUGUGUUUCAGCCACAUAAAGCAAUAUUAGAAAUUUAAAUUCAUUAAACAUAGCAAGCCUCAUGGAGUGAUUAAUAAUAAAAAAGUUUACAACUAUGGCAUCACUAGCAAUAUUUGAUCUAACUGCAUUCCUUAUAUCCAAGAUGAUUUUUCACCAUUCUUGGCAGUACAUAUGUUCUUCAAGGAAAGAUUCACGGCAUACACUACAUAUGGUGUCUAAAUCAUGACAAUUUGUGCUUCAGUUACCUAUUUAAUGUCUCUCCCUAUAUAUUUUAUCGGAAGAUAUGAGAGGCCUCUACCUUUUUUUUUUUGCUGCAGAUUAAACAUAAGAGUGAGAAUAGGUCAGAAGAUGUUUUUCUGUA
Molecule: messenger RNA, 2494 nt
Organism: Cucumis sativus (cucumber)
Lineage: Eukaryota; Viridiplantae; Streptophyta; Magnoliopsida; Cucurbitales; Cucurbitaceae
Exons: 2
Coding region: 33-1364 (443 amino acids)
Molecular function (GO): protein dimerization activity
Source: RefSeq, a predicted model, not a curated record